Molecule: messenger RNA, 6340 nt
Organism: Oncorhynchus mykiss (rainbow trout)
Lineage: Eukaryota; Metazoa; Chordata; Actinopteri; Salmoniformes; Salmonidae
Source: RefSeq, a predicted model, not a curated record
AGCGAGAGAGAGAGAGAGAGAGAGAGAGAGAGAGAGAGCGAGAGAGAGACAGAGAGAGAGAGACAGAGAGAGAGAGACAGAGAGAGAGAGAGAGAGAGACAACACAGGAGAAGGUUUAAAGGGCUGUUGUUGCUGCAGCUGUGAAAGAAGGUUCCUGUUCUGCUGAUACCCCAGGUGUUCUGCUACCCUACCCUCUGAUACCCCAGGUGUUCUGCUACCCUACCCUGUGAUACCCUUUGCCUGUUGUGACUGUCCCUGUCACCUCAUUCCCUGGGAGAGAGAGAGAGAAAGGAAGAAGGACAGAGAGAGAAACAACGUUAAAGAUUUAAAGAGCUGCUGGUGUAGAAGACGAGAUACUGUCCUUCCCUGUCCUCUCCUGUCCUCUCCUGUUCUGCUGCCUGCCUAGAGGCUGAAGCUGAGAGUCUGAGGGCGAUGGUGAAGAUGUCUGGAGCUGACCUGGUACCUGGAUCCCUGCUACCCUGCCUCUGCACCCUGCUCUGCCUGAACCUGCUGCUCCUCCCUGGGACGGUCGAGCCGGGGGUACCCCUGGAGGACUUCUAUCCUUUUGGCCAGGACUCGGGGGACUCCCAAACCAUCUCCCAGGACGAUGGCGGCUCGGGGCUGGUGGAGAUCUCCGUUGCAUUCCCCUUCUUCGGUGACAGUCACUCUGGACUCUACGUAAACAACAACGGCCUGGUCUCGUUCCUCAGAGAGGUGUCUCAAUUCACACCUGUAUCGUUUCCCAUCGCCGGAGACCGGAGGGUUGUGGCGGCGUUCUGGGCUGACGUGGACAACAGGCGGGCAGGGCAGGUCUUUUACCGGGAGAGUAAAGACCCGUCUGUCCUCCUGAGGGCCACAGCUGACGUCAGACGACACUUCUCUGAGUUCCCAGAGUUCAGUGCGACGUGGAUCCUCAUCUCAACGUGGCACAAAGUCACCUUCUUUGGAGGAAGUGACAUCACACCGGUGAAUACGUUCCAAGUCAUAUUGAUCACCAACGGAGAGGUAUCCUUCACCAUCUUCCAGUAUCAUGAGAUCACCUGGACCACAGGCAUGCACGCCAGCAGUGGAGGAGACCUGGCAGGGCUAGGAGGCAUCGCUGCACAGGCAGGUUUUAACGCUGGCGACGGGAAACGCUACUUCAACAUCCCGGGGUCUCGUACUGAUGAUGUCGUGGAUGUGGAGGGAACCACUAAUGUGGGUUACCCCGGGAGAUGGGUGUUCCGGAUCGACAAUGCCCAGGUGGAGGUGGGCGGAUGCAACGACUCCGCGUCGGUGUGUCCACACCUUCGACCCUGUCUGAACGGGGGUCGCUGUAUAGACGACUGCAUCAUCGGCAACCCUUCCUUCACCUGCUCUUGUCUGGCUGGCUUCACAGGACCCCGGUGCCAGAUAGAUGUAGAGGAGUGCUCGUCAUAUCCAUGUCAGAACGGAGGUACCUGCUCAGACCAGGUUAACGGCUUCAUCUGCCAGUGUCCACCUGGGUUUACAGGGACCAUCUGCCAAACAGAUGUAGAGGAGUGCUCGUCAUAUCCAUGUCAGAACGGAGGUACCUGCUCAGACCAGGUUAACGGCUUCAUCUGCCAGUGUCCAGCUGGGUUUACAGGGACCAUCUGCCAAACAGAUGUGGAGGAGUGCUCGUCAUAUCCAUGUCAGAACGGAGGUACCUGCUCAGACCAGGUUAACGGCUUCAUCUGCCAGUGUCCACCUGGGUUUACAGGGACCAUCUGCCAAACAGAUGUGGAGGAGUGCCUGUCAUAUCCAUGUCAGAACGGAGGUACCUGCUCAGACCAGGUUAACGGCUUCAUCUGCCAGUGUCCACCUGGGUUUACAGGGACAGUCUGCCAAACAGAGUUGGCGGUGGUCCGUGUGAAUUCAUCAUCUACUCCUCAAACUGAAAAUCGAACAGUGUCCUGUGAGGGGGAGGGCUGUGACAAACACCAGAUCUGUGAACACACCGGCUCUGGGAGUUACAACUGCACAUGUACCCAAGGAUUCUAUGGUGACAACUGUGAAGAGGAGUGUCUGUGCCAGAAUGGUGGCGUCUGUGUGGAAGUGAAUGGGACCUGUGACUGCUCCUCCGGCUUCACUGGACUCUACUGUCAGUUUGAGGUGACCCAGACCCCAUGCAGCAACAGCAGGCCGUGUCCUGACGGAGGACCCUGUCUGGAGUACGGAGGAACUUACCUGUGUACCUGUCAGACAGGUGUGGCAGACCUAGAUCACAGGGACUUCUAUCCUCCCUAUGUACAGCCUCGAUCGGUCUGUGAUUCGUCUCCGUGUCUGAACGGAGGUCAGUGCUAUGAGAGGGAUGGAGGCUACACCUGCGAGUGCAAGCAUGGAUACAGAGGGAAGCACUGUGAGAAAGUCAGACUCAAUACCUGUGCCUCUGGCCUGUGUCGUAACGGAGGGUCCUGUAAAGAGGAGGCAGGGAGCUACCUGUGUGUCUGUCCAUACAGGUUCACUGGAAAACACUGUGAAGUGGGGAGGCCAGACCCGUGCUCCUCCAGCCCCUGUCUGAACGGAGGAACAUGUUUCCACUACAUUGGGAAGUACAAGUGUGAAUGUUCCGGAUCCUUCAGCGGGAGACACUGUGACAUCAGCAGGGGAUCAGCACACUCCACAGCAGACCUGGACUGUGGUCCCCCCCUGCAGGUGAAGCAUGCAGAGCUCCAGUUCUCCUCUACGUCGCCAGGCUCCAUGGCUCUGUACGUGUGUCACCCAGGAUACACCCCCAUGCCCAGGGCCACCCAGAGCAUCUGUGGGGGGCAGGGGGCCUGGAGCCAACCUCCUGUCUGCCAGGAGAUCAACGAGUGUUUGUCCCAGCCUUGUCUGAAUGGAGGGACAUGUCGGGACAGGGUGGCGACCUACCUGUGUGCAUGUGACCAAGGCUUCAGUGGAAACCACUGCCAGACAGAUGUGGAUGAGUGUGUGUCGGAGCCCUGUAAGCACGGAGGAACCUGUGAGGAUCAGCCUGGAUCCUACUACUGUCACUGCCAGCAGGGUUUCAUGGGACGAGACUGUGAAAUAGACGUUGUGUCUCCAGAGCAGGACGGGUGUGACUCCAGCCCCUGUCUGAACGGCGGCGUGUGUCGUGGCUACAGGCGAAACCACCUGUGUGUCUGCAAAGAAGGUUUCUUCGGGGAUCGUUGCCAGUCGUUGGACAAUCCCUGUGUACUGCAGCCGUGUGGGAACAGAGGUCUCUGCCAGAGCAACAGGAGAGGGAACUACAGCUGUACUUGCAGAGUGGGACACACAGGCAAGGACUGUGAGAGAGACCUGUUGCCUCCCUCUGGUCUGCAUGUAUUACGGGUGGAGGAGGAUGAGGUGGAGCUGCACUGGGACCUGCCGGCCCCUUCCUCUCAGAGCCUGUUCAGUGGCUUCGCUGUGACCUACGCCCCUCUGGGUCUCCCGGGCCGUGGCAGCGGAACCAGGAAGACUGACUUCCUGGAUAAGAAGCAGUCCACCUAUCAGCUGCAGGGCCUGGUGCCCGGCCUGCUGUACAACAUCUCCACCUUCUCUGUGAAACGAAACACCAACAGCAACGACAUCAGCCAGCCAGCCAUCGCUCUCAUACGCACCCGGCCGCGGCGGGUGGACCAGCUGCAGGUUGUCAACGUAUCGUCCUCCCAGGUAUGGCUGAGGUGGCUGCUGCAGGCUGCUCAUCACGCAGCUGUCAGCCAGGUGCGCCUCUCCCUGGUCCCCUCAGAUGGCAGUGGAUCUCGCACCGCCCUGGUCAACACCAGUACCACGGAGUACGCAUUCAGCUCUCUGCUCCCUGGUCAGAUGUACACGGUGGACGUUCUAACUCAGAGUGGUAUCAGACCAGACGAGUCGCCGUCCACCAGUCACUCUGCUGGACCGCUGCAAAUCUGGACACGGCCCCUCCCCCCUCAGAACCUGUCUUUGGCACAUGUGACCUCCAACUCUGCCCUGGUGACGUGGGACCACCAUCCCAGGAACCUGCCAGACGGCUUCGUGGUCAAUGUGACGCGAGGCCUGAGCACCCGGAGCCGCUUCCUACCCAAUGGGAAGUUAGAGACGUAUACCCUGAGAGAGCUUUCUCCGGGACAGCACUACCACCUUGCUCUCACGGCUGUUAGGAACACGGGACAGGAACAGAUUCACAGCGUACCACAGCACCUGGCCUUCACCACAUUAUCGAUGGAGGAACGAUGGGGAGGGAGGACGAGGGGGAGACCGUCUGUCAUGGGCCAGGGAACUCCUGUGAGUCAUACACUAGCCCCGUCUGAACCUCAGGACCUGGGGGUGGUUGGAGAGAGAGAGCUCUCUGAAGAGAUGCCCAGAUACACAGAGCUGAUUGAUGGUAGAGGGAAGAUAACAGCUGAGUUCUCCAAACUGCCCAGAAAGGCCAUCAGACACCGCACUAAACCCGAGCCCCCCAUUCAGCUAGAGAGGAUGGAGGAGACAACCAAUAAAAUCAGCCUUGCACUAGAGAUCCAGAGGAAGGAGGAAGAGGAGGAGUCCAAGAGAAAACCUGAGUCGUCCCAGGACUGCCGGAGUCUGCCCUGCCUGAACGGGGGUACGUGUGCGAAGGGCGGCGACUCCUACAUCUGCGACUGCAUAGCCGGUUUCAAGGGCAGGCAGUGUGAGCUGUUCUGCCAGCGAGUGCCCCACCCGUGUACCCGCCUCUACUCUGAAACCAAGAGCGUGCCCGUCUGGGUGGGCGAAGUCUGCCAUUACCUGUAUAAAAUAACGUAUAAAGUCCAGCAGGAUAUUUGCUAUCGAGAGAUCUGUGGACCACCACUGCUUCCCAAGAAAAGCCCCAGUGAGUUUGAUUGAACAGUUCGGUCACCUGAAUGAAAAAGCUAAUCUUGGAUGACCCAUGUUGACCAGAGAUUGGCCUGUUGGAUGACCCAUGUUGACCCAUGUUGACCAGAGAUUGGCCUGUUGGAUGACCCAUGUUGACCCAUGUUGACCAGAGAUUGGCCUGUUGGAUGACCCAUGUUGACCCCUGUUGUCCAGAGAUUGUCCUGUUGGAUGACCCAUGUUGUCCAGAGAUUGGCCUGUUGGAUGACCCAUGUUGCCCAGAGAUUGACCUAUUGGAUGACCCUUGUUGCCCAGAGAUUGGCCUGUUGGAUGACCAAUGUUGCCCAGAGAUUGACCUAUUGGAUGACCCUUGUUGCCCAGAGAUUGGCCUGUUGGAUGACCCUUGUUGCCCAGAGAUUGGCCUGUUGGAUGACCAAUGUUGCCCAGAGAUUUGCCUGUAGGAUCAAUCAAUCACAUGUAUUUAUAAAGCCCUUUUUACAUCAGCUGAUGUCACAAAGUGCUGUACAGAAAAUCCCAAACAGCAAGCAAUGCAGGUGUAGAAGCACAGUGGCUAGGAAAAACCUAGAGAGGAACCAGGCUAUGAGGGGUGACCUAUGUUACCCAGAGAUUGGCCUAUUGGAUGACCCAUGUUGUCCAGAGAUUGACCUAUUGGAUGACCCAUGCUGACCCAUGUUGCCCAGAGAUUGCCCUAUUGGAUGGCCCAUGUUGCCCAGAGAUUGACCUAUUGGAUGACCCAUGUUGUCCAGAGUUUGGCCUGUUGAAUGACCCAUGUUGCCCAGAGAUUGGCCUGUUGGAUGACCCAUGUUGCCCAGAGAUUGGCCUGUUGGAUGACCCAUGUUGACCCAUGUUGCCCAGAGAUUGACCUAUUGGAUGGCCCAUGUUGCCCAGAGAUUGACCUAUUGGAUGACCCAUGUUGUCCAGAGUUUGGCCUGUUGAAUGACCCAUGUUGCCCAGAGAUUGGCCUAUUGGAUGACCCAUGUUGCCCAGAGAUUGACCUAUUGGAUGACCCAUGUUGCCCAGAGAUUGGUUUAUUGGAUGACCCAUGUUGGAUGACCCAUGUUGCCCAGAGAUUGACCUAUUGGAUGACCCAUGUUGACCCAUGUUGCCCAGAGAUUGGCCUGUUGGAUGACCCAUGUUGACCCAUGUUGCCCAGAGGUUGACCUGUUGGAUGACCCAUGUUGCCCAGAGAUUGACCUAUUGGAUGACCCAUGUUGCCCAGAGGUUGACCUGUUGUAGCCGCAGCUUGAAUGAGGAUUUGGAGGAAGCUAACAAGUGGAACAUGAUUGACCCCUACAACCAUCAAUGAGAUUUGGCCCCAGAAUCAUCAAUCAUUUCUAACUAUUCUAUGUCAUAUUUUUUUUUUUAACAGAAUUUUCACUCAUGAUGGAUGACAAAUGUAUCAUAAACAGUUCACACCUGUGUAAAAUCAAAACAUUAUACAUACCUCAUGUCUCACAUACAGGGGGCACAUAGUCAGCCACCAAUUGUGCAAGUUCUCCCACUUAAAAAGAUGAGAGAGGCCUGUAAUUUUCAUCAUAGGUACACUUCA